Caenorhabditis auriculariae is the source of this 3589-nucleotide messenger RNA. The record is from the annotation of a GenBank genome assembly. Lineage: Eukaryota; Metazoa; Nematoda; Chromadorea; Rhabditida; Rhabditidae.
AUGGCGCAAGCACGCGUUGUCAUCCCCGACGAUUUCGAGGUUCUUUGCACUUUUUUCUUUGUUCCUACAGAAAAUAAGAAUUUUCAGCUCCCAGUCGGCGCUUUCGACAUCCCGCGGUGUUAUGAUGGCGAUCUUUCGGCCGUCGUUAUCUCCGAGGGAAUGAUCAAGGAUCGAGUUCGGCGUUUGGCUAAAGGUAAUCGAAUAUUCCGCUUUCGGCCAAAAUACCGUAUUCCUUGAGAUCAGAGGUCUUGAGACGAAGGCGCAAGAUAGCAACUUCUGUAGAGGCGGUUACAGUGGCCACCUUAGUGUCCUCUCCAAGUAGACCAACCUCUCAAGUAGCCACUAAAGUUUUUUCUUUUUUUCGUGGUUUUUUUUCUUUUCAAACUUGGUGGUUUCGUGCAGAAACUAGAGAAGAAUUUUUCGAAAAAUUCAGAAAAGGAAUGAAUUUUCUUCUCAAUUCUUCCAAACCCCAUUUCAUAAAUUAUAAAACUGUUUCUUCCAAAAUCUUAUGCGCUCGAACAAUGACGAGGAAUCUCAUGUGGACAUCAUUUUUUUGUUUUCCAUAGCUCAAAAUCAAGAUUUUUCUUUAGAAUACAACUUUUUUUGAAUUAUUUUCUUUUAGAUAUUCACCAGACGAUUGGAGAUGAACCGCUUGCCUUGCUCUGUGUUCUCAAAGGCUCCUACAAGUUCUUCACCGCUUUGGUUGGUUUUCGAGGUCGCGAAAUUUUACAAGAAAGUGCAACCAAUAUAUAAGAAAGUAAACAUUCAGGCUCCAUGAAAAGGAAAGAAAUCCAAAAACUUGAGAAAUUAAUAUGGAAGAGUAAGUUUUGUCGUUAUAUAGGUUCUUUUGGGAAACAUUCGUUUUUUGAACUGUAGCAAUUGAAAAAAUUUUUGAGUAUAUUAUCAAUUUCUUAUUGUUUUUCGAAUAGUUUUGUUCUUCUCUCCAUUUUUUCUAAUUCGAUUAUAGAGAAAAGUAAUUCUCACUUAUGUUUCGUUUUCAAGUUCCCCUCGAGUUUUAUUGUCAUAUCAACCCUCUUUUAACAUUCUGAGCUUGAUUCAGAUUUUUUGAAGGUUGAUGAGCUUUCGAAUGCUCGUUACAACUGUCCUGAACCGAUGACGGUCGAUUUCAUCCGAGUGAGGAGUUAUGAAGAUCAGGCCAGCACUGGAAAGGUUUUUUUUUUCUAUUUUUUCUUUGGAAGUUUUUAAAUUUUUAAGAUCGAAAUCAUGGGCAUGAGUAACUUGAACGAGCUCAAGGACAAGAAUGUCUUGGUUGGUUUCGUUUUUGAGAAUGAGUUCAUUCGUUUCGAUAAUUAUUAAGGUCGUCGAUGAUAUUUCGGACACGGGCCGAACGCUCGAUAAGCUUUUGAAGACUUUGAUUGAGACAGGUACAGUUUUUUCUUAGAAAAACAAUCAUCCAAUUCCAAUUAAGGCGUCAAAAAAACUUGGACAGCCUUGUUGCUUUCGAAAAAAGUUAAGCGAUUUGUGGAAGUCGCCGAGGAUUUCGUCGCUUUUGAUAUCCCCGACAAGGUGAUUCUUACGCGUUUUUUUCCAGAUUUUCAAUGAUUUUUUUCAAAAAUUUCAACUUUUUAAAAACAAAUCUAGUUUUUUUCAAUCCAAUGUCUGAAGAUUAAUGAACAUCUGAAAUAAAAAAAUUAUCGAGUUGAAGAAUAUUUUUGAGAAGCUUAGUUAUUUCAAUAGAUUUAUAAUAUUCUGAAAGAAUUGGAAGGAAAUUGAAUAUAUUUGAAGUUGAGGUGGUCUCAAUUUCAAAGCACUUGAUCCGCUUUAUCUCAUAUUCGCAUCAAAAUUGACAUUCUAGACCCUCUGCGUCCUCUUUUUCUUUUUGGACGCUCUUGUUUUUAAAUGCCCUUUUUUAUUUUAUUACCACGCUGAUUAGAGAAAAUAAAGGGCAUACAGUUCAGAAUCUUUCUAAUUUGAAGGUGUAGUACGCAAAAUCUGAAGGAAAAAUAAUUUCUGAAAAAAAAGAGUUAAGCCUUUUUUCAUUGUUGCGCUUCUUAAUACCAAAAAUGGCCGGGAAAAAAAUCUUUCGAUACUUUUUUUCGGCCGUCUCUGCAAGAAAUCGAGACGUUUUUCAACGACGAAUAUGAUAAGAUUUGUGUGUUCCGUGCGCCGAUUUCUCUUAUCAAGAGGCCGAUAAAUAACACGUGAUUUAGUGUCUUUCACUCAUGAUACUUUUUGAUGACAAUGUUCUUUGAGGACUUUGAGGAGAAAGGGACUUAUUUUUUUGGAUUGAAGAAUUAGACAUGGAAAAAAAGAUCAUUUUCACAAAUUUUUUUGACGGAAAGGCGAUUAGGGGGGGGCAGGAAGAGAUUAGAAGGAUAAUUGUAUUUAUUAAAACAUUGAAACGAUUACUUUUUAAAAAGUUACCAGAGCUGCGAAAUAAUAAGUUUAUUAAACUUUGAGGAAUUUUUUGAGCUUGUUUUACCUUAUCUGUUCUUGAAAUCCUGAAAAGCCUCUGAAGAAAUGGGUAUGUAGCGAGCGACACAAUACUUUUGGACUUCUCAAAGGAUUUUUCUGAACAAUUUUAGCGCCUUUUUCACUCUUCCACUUUUUUUUUCAGUUCAUCGUUGGCUACGGCUUGGACUACAACCAGAAGUUCCGCGACCUCAACCACAUCUGCGUCAUGAGUCCAGCCGGCAUCCAAAAAUAUAAGAAUAAAUAAAUUUUGGCUUAUUCCAUGUCGUUGGUGAUGUUGACGGUUAUUUUUUCAUUUUCUUCAAUAAAUUUACUUUUCUUUUUGUUUCACAACUUGUUAUACGGUAUAUCCGAAUCGCGAUUGUAACUCAAAGCUUAGACUAGGAGUUUCCAUAGAAAUAUAGUCUUUUAGAUGGAUGACACAAACCUCAAGGCGAAUAACAUUCAGAGCAAGUCCGCUUUUCUGGACGAACAGCUGAAAGUUUUGAAUGAGGUAAGUCUUCUCGAUCCUCGUUCUUAGAACAAGUUUCAAUGAUUUCUGAAUUAAAUUCGUUCAAAGUUGACUUUUCACGUUCAAAAUGGCUAAUGAAGAAAAUACAGAAGAUUUCAUAAUAAUUAUAUUUUCUAAUGCUUAAAAAUAAAUAGUACAUUUAGAAUUCAUUCUUUCUUAAAUCUUUUUUGCAGGGUAUUCAUUUAAAAAUUUUUUUAGUGCGAGGUCGGUUUUUUUGCGAGGUUUUUACGAUUUAAAAAAACUGCAACAAGUAGAUUUUUGAAAGAAAUUGGAGUUUUGAAUUUCCCGCCUUUGUUUGAAACGACUCAGGGCUUAUUAAAACCGGAACCCAUUUCACUCUUUCGAAAUCCUCAUAGAUUUCCCCCAUUCUUUGUUUAAAAAAAAAUACAUAAAUACAAUAGAACGGAGAGAGAGAUAGUAUUCCUACUGUUACAGUAUAAUACUCGAGCAAACUGACAUUCAAAUUAUUUAACAAUCGUUUUUCAGGAAAAGAAAGCCCUGGACCAGAUCCUCCAGUCGUUGCGUCAUCAGAAAUGGGCUCUGGCAACGGAGCAUGAGAGGCUUUUGACACUUCAACAGCAUCAAGACCAGACCGGCGUAUCCGUCAUCAAGCUCGAGGAAAAACCAAGCCUUACAAGCCUCUAA